GUGUUAUAUUAAUUAAUCAGCUUAUUUAAGCAGUAUAAAUUUAUGAAUCUCUGGCUAAAUGUUAGUGGCAAUGUUAAGAUACAGAAUGAAGUUUUUGUUAUUAGUUUUUCUAAUUGUAGUUUUGACUUUUGUGAAAGCUGCUAGAAAUUUUGAUCGUAAUUCAGAAGAAUUCAAAUGUGUAAUGUGUCUAUGUCAUGCCAGGACGGGAUGCUUUAGCAGAAUGAAUUGUGCAAAUUAUUCAAUUACAGAAGACUAUUGGGACUUAGCAGGACGUCCUACAGUGGAUGAAACCAGAUCAUCAUAUAGUGAUUGCAUGAAAAAUGAAGACUGUAUUAUACAAACUAUAUGGAACUAUACGGGAAGAUUUAGAAAUGCGGAUGCAAACUGCGAUGGAAAGUUCGAUUGCAUAGAUAGACUGGCUAUCCAUUUAUUUGGACAAAAUUACAGGAACCCUUUUUUUGGCAAAUCUUAUGCCGAAAGGUUUAAUACAUGUAAUAGAGAGGCAAAUAAUUCCGUUGCACCAAUCAGCUCAGAAGAGACGGGUUGUAGUUAAAAAUUAAGACAAGUGUAAUCGUGAAAUUGUAAAAAUCUUUAUGUAGUUACUUAUGACUAAUUGUAGUGCAAAUAUUGUAUAAAUCCUAUAAAUAUCCAUAUGGUCAAUGUCUAGAAGAUACCUAAAGUUAAUAAACAAGAGAAAUUGUUGAUAAUACCAAUAAUCCGCUGCCCAUUCCGCCACGUAGAAUAUUAUCUCAAUUACAAUAUUUUCAUUGCCUCAUGUUUGUUUUCGUUAUGAUUUUUAGUUUAUUUAUCUUAAUGAUAUCUACCAAUUUUAUUUUGUAACGUAUCUUUACUUGAAUAGAUACUUCACAUUGUACGAAUAAUUAAGAAAUAAUAAAAUCGAAAAUAAAUUGUAA
Aethina tumida (small hive beetle) is the source of this 914-nucleotide messenger RNA. RefSeq lists its product as uncharacterized. Bases 59 to 553 code for a protein of 164 amino acids. Lineage: Eukaryota; Metazoa; Arthropoda; Insecta; Coleoptera; Nitidulidae. Gene Ontology annotation, molecular function: lysozyme activity. The transcript is spliced from 3 exons. The record is from RefSeq and is a predicted model, not a curated record.